AUGGAGGCUGUGAAGAAAUGGACUUCAGGCUGGGGCUAUCCCACCACUCUUUUAUGCAUCUAUGGGUUCUUCAGCACAGUUAAACCACUGGAGCCUUUUCUUAUUCCGUAUUUAACAGGACCGGAUAAGAACCUGACAGCAGAACAGGUAAACAAUGAGAUUUUACCAGUGUGGACGUACUCCUACCUGUCUGUACUGGUGCCAGUGUUCCUGCUCACUGAUUGGCUCCGCUACAAGCCAGUGGUAGUGUUCCAGUGCCUUAACCUCUUUGUCACCACCGCCAUGAUUCUCUGGACGAAAAGUGUGGCGGCCAUGCAGGCCACGGAGUUCUUCUACGGAGUGGUGACAGCCAGUGAAGUGGCCUAUUUCUCCUACAUCUACAGUGUGGUGGAUCUGGACAGGUAUCGUAAGGCUACCUCUUACUGCCGCAGUGUCCAACUGCUGGGUUACACAGUUGGAUCUGUGCUUGGCCAACUACUGGUCAGCUUUAAUCUCAUGUCCUACUACUACAUCCUGGUAUUGACCCUGGUCCUCACCUCCAUCGCUCUCUUCACGUCCUGCCUCCUGCCAAUGCCCCAGCAAAGUAUGUUUUUCCAUCGCAGACGAAGACACAACGAGGCACCAGAGGACACAGGGAAGUAUAUUGAUGGGGUUUUAGAUGGAAAAGAAAAAAUAAACAGAUUGAGUAUUUCCCUGGAAGAAGCAGGAGGAAAAAAUGAAAGAGAGCAAAGAGAAAGCCCUGGUGAAGGCUUGGGAGAAGGCAGGGAAGAAAGGACAGGUCCCAAGAUUGAGGAUGCUGAGGAGGCUGGACAUACAGAGGGAUGUGUCCAGGUUCUCCUCCAGCUGUGGAGGGACUUCCUCCAGUGUUACUCUUCCCCACAGCUGCUAUACUGGUCAGUGUGGUGGGCAAUGGCCACAUGUGGCUACAACCAGACUGCUAACUACGUACAGGUACUGUGGGAGGAUGUACAGCCUUCCCAGAACUUCACCAUCUACAACGGAGGAGUGGAGGCCAUUUCAAGCCUGUUCAGUGCAGCCACAGCCUACAGUGUAGGCUUCGCUCAGGUGAACUGGGCUCAUUGGGGCGAGUUAGCCCUGGGUGGCCUUUCUGUCCUGGAGGCUGCAGCACUCUUUGCAAUGACCUUCGCAGGCAACAUCUGGGUCUGCUACACUGGCUACAUUGUUUUCAAGAGUCUAUACAUGCUAUCAAUUACCAUAGCCAUGUUCCAAAUUGCAGCUGAUCUGUCAAUGGAAAGAUUCGCACUCAUCUUUGGAGCAAACAACUUUGCAGCUUCAGCUCUACAGACCAUUAUCACCUCCAUAGUGGUUGACAGUGGAGGGCUUGGUCUGCCCAUCGUCCAGCAGUUUACCAUAUAUUCCAGCUACUUCUCAGUCAUUGCCAUUAUAUUCUGUCUGCGGGGAAUAUUCACAAUUUACAGAGGAAAGAAAACCCAGUUGGAGUCAACUCUUAAGAAAAGUGUUCCCCAAGACCCUGAUGUCCACUGUGAAGCCAGGCUCUAAAUAAGGAAUUAUCCACUGCCAACUGAGAUAUUACAUAAUCAUUGCUAAUUUGGGCCCGUGUUGUGUUCAGUUGGUUCCAAUGCAAAAUCCUUAAAAUUAUUGACUACAACACCAUGAAUAAAAA
Messenger RNA from Lampris incognitus (smalleye Pacific opah), 1645 nucleotides. RefSeq names its product thiamine transporter 1-like. Gene Ontology annotation, cellular component: plasma membrane. Gene Ontology annotation, molecular function: vitamin transmembrane transporter activity. The record is from RefSeq and is a predicted model, not a curated record. The transcript is spliced from 7 exons. Lineage: Eukaryota; Metazoa; Chordata; Actinopteri; Lampriformes; Lampridae. Gene Ontology annotation, biological process: transmembrane transport; vitamin transport. Bases 1 to 1521 code for a protein of 506 amino acids.